This is a messenger RNA of Entamoeba invadens IP1, 573 nucleotides long. RefSeq lists its product as hypothetical. Lineage: Eukaryota; Evosea; Mastigamoebida; Endamoebidae. The coding region runs from base 1 to 573 and encodes 190 amino acids. The record is from RefSeq and is a predicted model, not a curated record. The transcript has a single exon.
AUGCCCUUAAUAAUUUUUUUAUCACUCAUGUUAUUUUCCGUCCCCGGACAAACAGUGAACAAGACAAACGAGAUACAAUGUUCGACGUGCCAGACAGAGCUUAAAAAGUGCUUGGCCGACAGCUCGACCCCAGGCCAGUUUGUGGGCGGAAAGUCGAUACACAAAACGUGCCAGUGCUGUGACUUAUACAAAAAAUGCAUUACUGGCAUUGAGUGCGAUUUGUCUCCAUCCAUAUGCUACAACACAUCGUGUUCCCAAAUCGAUUUUGUGGGUUGGAUUGCCAUUUGUGUUGCAAUUGUUGUCAUUCUGUUUGUCAUCCUUGCAAUUUACUUGUUUUACAGAUUCAGACCAAAAAAGGUGGAAGAACCGUUGAAAAGCACAGAAAUGUCACCAGCGUCGUCGGUUUCGCAACAAAGUGCGCAACAAAUUAAACACAAAGAGGUGAAAGACAUUCAAGUUAACUACCAACGACUUGCAAAAGUACUUUCGUCAUCAACAACUUCAACAAGCGAAAGCGAAGAAGAACCUGCGCAAUCCCAGCCAAAACUUACAGAAGUCAAAGUUGCGAAGUGA